CCCUUGCUCUCUUUCCCUCUCUGUCUUACCGGUGUGGCUUGCUGGCUUCUUUAUCUGAGAGAGGCUUGUGAUAUUUGCUACGCUGAAGCUCGCUGUACAUACUGUACCUGACUUCAUCAUCAACGACUAUUCUAUUUGUUGAACUUGCUACGGCCUGACUUCGAGAUGGAUCACUCAAUGCAUGGCAUGAUGGACAUGGACCAUGGUCAUGAUCAUGGUGAUAUGGAUAUGGGUGAUGGACAGUGCAAUAUGAAUAUGCUGUUCACCUGGUCUACGAAGAACCUCUGCAUCGUCUUUCCCCAAUGGCGCAUUACCAGCACCUGGUCCCUUCUGGGUUCACUUAUUGUCAUCGUCCUUUUGACGGCCGGCUAUGAGGGGAUUCGACAGCUUACACGGCGGUUCGAAGCAGCUCACGCCAGGAGGCUGAGUGCAUAUACUACGGUUGCUGUUGGAGGCAGCGAGGCCCACGACGAUUCUGCCACGGCCAAUGUCCCUUCUAGCCAGACGCUGCCUGCCCCGAACACCGGCUCACCCCUAGUUGUAGGCAGGGAUAGCCGAAGGACCGUCGAGCAAAGAGGCAAGAUCACCAUGGCAGCUUUGUAUGCUGUGCAGGUAUUCUAUAGCUUUUUCAUCAUGCUGCUCUUCAUGACGUACAAUGGAUUCGUCAUGCUCGCAGUUGCCGUUGGUGCCUUUGUGGGAUAUUUGGCGUUUGGGGACAACACCUCUGCCAGCAAAUCGGUUGCUUGUCAUUAAUGGACUGUAAGCACGAAGGCUUGCCUGAAGUUUGGCGGGAACCGGGCAUAUUUUAAGCAGUAGCCUCGUUAGGCAGCGUCUUGUCGUUUGGAAACAGCAUCAGUUGCAUACUCGUCUAAUGAACAUUCAUGCGUUCACUUGCAAGCAGCGGAGACUGCAAUUAGGGGACUUCAACAUCGCUGUCAUCUCCAAACCCGAAGCUAAACCCGCCUCCUUCGGCGGCAUCACCUCCGUCUUGCUCUGCAUUUCCGUGCACAAUUUCGUCCCACUUCCGUUUCUUCCCCUCGUUCUUCUUCUGCAGCUCUGCCUGCGCCUGUUCCAAUAGCUCAGGAUGCGAUUUCUGCAUCUGCGCCACAAACCGUUCGUAGGGAUUGUUAACGUCCUUUCUGAAACCUGAAACCUGGUCUGCCUUGUUAGACAAGAAGUCCAGCGCGGCGCUCAGGUGGG
Aspergillus piperis CBS 112811 is the source of this 1200-nucleotide messenger RNA. RefSeq names its product low-affinity Cu transporter. Gene Ontology annotation, molecular function: copper ion transmembrane transporter activity. Bases 166 to 753 code for a protein of 195 amino acids. Gene Ontology annotation, biological process: copper ion transmembrane transport. Gene Ontology annotation, cellular component: membrane. The transcript has 4 exons. NCBI's taxonomy places the organism in Eukaryota, Fungi, Ascomycota, Eurotiomycetes, Eurotiales, Aspergillaceae. The record is from RefSeq and is a predicted model, not a curated record.